GGAAACGAUAGCGACGCCUCCCCCUAGGAGCCCAUUUUUUCGACAAAUGUGUCACGGUGUAAAAAUUAUCUUGCUAGACCUGGAUCGUGAGAUGUUCAAUUUUUGUAUAAAAUAUUUUGUAUUAGUUUCUGAUAGUACCCUGUAUAGUGGUUAACUCGUCUCGUAAACGCAGACGUUUGUAAACGCGAACUGGAUUACUUGAAGGUUGUUUGUUAUAAUGCCAUUUUGACAUUUAUUCAACGACUGUUGGAAGAAACGGGUGCUGAACUAACAUAUUGAUAUUCGUAUUUAUUAGACUGAAUAGCCAACUAUGGAAGAAGAAAAGCCAAAGGAAGCCCCGUAUGCUGUUUCAUUUCUCUCUGAAGUUCUUGGUACCAUUAUACUUAUGUAUAUAGGUUGUAUGGGUUGCGUGGACAGCUUUCAAUUGGGGCCAACGCUACCAGCUUUUACAUUUGGCCUUGCCAUAUUGGCUUGUAUCCAGAUUACUGACCACAUAAGCCCAACGCACAUCAAUCCUGGCGUAUCAAUUGCAUUCCUUAUUGCUGGAAAGAUGCACUGGAAAAGGUUGUUGGUGUAUAUUCCAGCACAAUACAUAGGGUGUUUGAUCGGAUAUGGUUUGCUAAGGCUUACUGUCACAAACGCUACAGGGUUGUGUCAUCUGAAAGUGAAGGAACCUCUAAGCGUAUUUCAGGCUUUUGGCACCGAAAUCAUUUGUUCUUUCACACUGAUGAUCAUUGUAUUUGGAGCUACCGAUCCUAGGAAUGCAUCAAGGUCAGAUUCGUUUGCCCUGAGGGUUGCCCUAGGUAUCACUGGGAUAAUUUUUGCAGCAGAACCGUACACAGGUGCAGGACUGAACGCCGCUCGAAGUUUUCCAUCAGCAAUUUUCGACAUGAACUUCAAAGAUCACUGGGUAUAUGAAUUAGGUCCGCCUAUAGGCCAAUGCCUUGCAGCUGUGUUGUACAGAUUCACGUUUAGUAUUGAGGAAAAGUAUUCUCUUCACACGUUUCUUACCACGAAGAGAGGGGCAGAUCAGUAGGUGUCACGUCACGUCGUUAAUAUGGUUAUAAGAUUCUUUCUGUAUGGAUCGAGUGUCUUAUUCUGUUAAUUGCAAUAAAACAGCGGUUCCAUUAUCUAAUCUAGUGAUGAGCCUGCAAAGUUGAGCAUAAAUUUGAUGUCAUGUAUCCAUUUUGUUAAUGUCUCUGAAAAAUUAUUAGCAAUAGCGGAAGACACUGGAUAUAGUACAUUAGGUGUAUAUUAAUUUGGAGUUGUUUUGUUAAUUUUCUGAAUAAAAUCAUUGCAAC
Messenger RNA from Acanthoscelides obtectus, 1301 nucleotides. NCBI's taxonomy places the organism in Eukaryota, Metazoa, Arthropoda, Insecta, Coleoptera, Chrysomelidae. The record is from the annotation of a GenBank genome assembly.